CGGAGAAAGCCCUGAGCUCACCAGUCCCAGCUAACAGCUGCUGCAGACAGUGAGUACGCGUGAACCCGUGGAUGUGGUGGGUGUACAGUGGGCUACGCCAGUGCAUCGUACGUCAGCUUUGUGCAAAUUCUACUGAGGUGUGCAGCGGCCUGAAGUUUCUCCAGUAGAGGACACUGCUGUUAUGUGAAUCUCCUUAGCAUAUCAUACACAAUGACUGUAUUGUGGCUAUGGGUGGUAUGCGCUUUGCUGCUGGGCACGUGCAAUGCUGACCUCUCUCCUGCAUUAUCUGCUAGUGACCAACUGCGUUCUGACAUUACCUCUCUUGUUACUGACUUGUGGAAAGAUGUCAGUGAUCCACGAUGGGUGGCUAUGGCUGAUGAAGGACUAGGAGGUGCAGCCAAGGAAUUGUUGAGGGCAUUCCAAGUUUUAGGAGACAAGCUUGAAGGUGUAUCACCUCAUCCCAAAGUGGCCCCAGCUCUCUCCUCGUUAUGGGCCUGGGCACGAGCUGAAUCAGACAUAGUUACAAUCGAGGGACUGUAUCGGACAUUCCGUCAUUAUCAGAAGGGUCUUCCUAGGUCUGAAAUAACUUGGACAGAUAUGGCAACAACAGUACUGCAUGAUCCAACAAGGUCUGUUCCACGGGCUCUCACUAGCCUACACAAUAUAACUGUUGAUACCACAGAUGGUGACCUCUUCCAGCAAGCUCUUGAGGAAAUAAAUUCAAAUACCUGCAGCUUUCAGCAGUCUCCACAAUUAGUCAUCUACAACUUAUACAGCUCUAUAACCCUCACAGAACUAAAGGGUUAUGCUAUGAUGCAAUUUUCAUGGAUGCUGCUACGACUUUAUGGAAAAGGCAACUUCACUCUUGAAGCAGAAAUGAUGCACAGGACAUACAAAGAACGAGCUCUCGUGAAGUUGGAAGCAGCAAGAGCUGCCAUGAAGUUUGCAAGUCGUCAUAUGUGGCAGUGUGACCCACAUGAGCAUGAAGAAGGCAAAACAUAUGAACGACUAACUCGCUUGCUGCAAGGCCACAUCCAAAAUGAAGUUGAUCUGAAUUCUGAAAAUUCUUGUGGAGAGAACUGUGCAUAUUACACAUAUGCUAAGGAUCCUGGAUGUUUUGAUAGCAGAGUGUGCAAUCGUAUGCCACGAUGUGCGGGAAAAUUACAUGACUGCCGCUACAUUGACUCUGACAUGUGGAUUUGUGAGGCAGAGAAAAAUUCUAGUAGGCGUUAUGAAGGAAUUCGUUAUGAAAAUGGGCAGAAACUUGGUCAAUAUCACAGCUGUCAGAAUAAACGUGAAUACAAAGUUGACAGCUGGUGGCGAUGGCUUUUCUGGCACUGUUCUUAUUGUUUCUGUCUGUGUGAUGAACAAGGACCCAAUUCUGAUCGCUUUUUUAACCUACGACCUAUUGUUGCAGACACAAAUAACAACAUGGUAAUUACAGGAAUGCGCUUCACCAAAGUAAAACGUGUCAUUCAUCUGCAAAUAAGAGAAGGGCAGCUUGAACCAUUUGGAGGGAUAAAUGCUUCAUCCAUAAGAUGGCGACCAGUUGAUAAUUACAGCAUAACAGAUCCAAAAGUGGAAAAUGGAAAAGACUAUAAGACACUUAGCUGGGAACAGAGAGCUAUUGACUUAGAUGAUCUUGAAGCACCACCAGGUCAUGUGCUAACAGGUGUCAGGUUCCGUCCAGUUGGAACACAUCUUAAUCUGGAGAUAAUGGUUUCCCCAUUCAACUUCACAUCUGGAAAUCUCAUUAAACCACAAGAACAAGCAAUGUGGAUUGGCAAUGACAAUACAGAUGCAUCAGAUAAGCCAAGGACACAGCUGGAGCUCCCCAAUGCAGAUGUUCCAGUAAAAUCACCUACGGGAUCUGUUCCAGAUUCCCACACGGACCAGUUUCUUUUGUUUGACCACUCAGAUUUAAGCAACGAUGCUGCUCAAACAACAAUACCAUUUCUUGAUGCUCAGCUAACAGAGCCACAACCACCUGCUCUUCUUGCUGGAGCAGGAAUUUAUCAUAAAGGGACAGUUGGUUAUGGUGGAUUUGUAGCACCCAAACUCAUAACUUACGAUUACAGCAAACACAUGAAGAUUCAAUUUCCAGAUUAAUGAAAAGACUGAUACAAAUGACGUGACUGAAGUGAUUCACUCUCCAAAGUGAAUAGUCUCAACAAGACAGUCCUCUGAAAUGUGCAAAAAGUGCUUUGUGCAGAAAGUGUUUAGUGAAAUAUAUUUGUGUAAUCUGACCCUUCAGUUGCUGGCCCCUUAUAGGUUAAGCACUGGUGAAAUGUCAUAUACUGAGACAUUUAGCAAUAAAAGUUACCUGUAAAGAUUUUAAAAUGAGAUUCGUGGAAUCUGUGAGUGAUAGACAUUAAUCAAUGCAAAUGAUUCCAGGUGGGCAUAUACGAACAUUCUUCCUAUCUGAUCUCUUGCAUUAUCUUUUAAUGUCACCAAUUCUGAUUUUUGUAUGUCUUUCAGAGAGUAAAUACAGUUUUCAUAAAAAUUUUAA
This is a messenger RNA of Schistocerca cancellata (South American locust), 2509 nucleotides long. RefSeq lists its product as uncharacterized. NCBI's taxonomy places the organism in Eukaryota, Metazoa, Arthropoda, Insecta, Orthoptera, Acrididae. Bases 211 to 2109 code for a protein of 632 amino acids. The record is from RefSeq and is a predicted model, not a curated record. The transcript is spliced from 8 exons.